AUGUCUACAUAUAACAACGACGCUAGCUACAACUCUACUGGUCGCCAAGGAGCUCCUUCCAGUGCCGAUGACUCUUUCGCCAACACCACCGCUGGUUUCGGAAAUGGAAGUCGCAGUGACACUACUGAUACCAGAGGUCUUACCGGGACAGGUUCGACAUUCGAUGACCAGGAAUCUUCAGCAUACGGAGGAUCCUCCACUCAAGAGAGCCGUGGCUUUAAUACCGGAAACUCCGGAGGAUUGAGAGAUAAUGAGUUUGGCUCAAGCAACUCAAAGUAUGGAGGAGAUCUCGGUGACGAGCGUAAUAACUUUGGAACUGGUAGCAGUGAUCGAAGCUAUGGGGGAAACGCUGGUUCUGGAUUAGGUGGAAACACUUCCUCUGGCUUCGACAACACGUCGACCUCCCGUUCUGGCUACGGUGAUACCACCUCAUCCGGGCUCGGAGACUCGGGAAUAGGUGGAGCCACUGGCUCCGGCUAUGGAGACAAUACCUCUUCCGGGUAUGGUGAUAAAACCUCUUCAGGUUAUGGAGAUAAUACCUCUUCAGGCUUUGGAGACAAUACCUCUUCCGGAUAUGGUGACAACACUUCUUCAGGCUACGGUGAUAACACCUCUUCAGGCUUUAGUGACAAGACUUCUGGUUACCGAGACACAUCCAGCGGCAUCGGUGGAAACACUGACUCCUACGAGACCAACAAAGCCAGAUCUGGUAACACUUAUGGCUCAGAUGAUCAAUACUCCUCUGGUAACACUGGUUCGAGUGGCUAUGACAAUACUAGCUCUAAUAACACUGGCAAAUCUGGCGAUUCUACCAUGGGCAAGAUAAUGGAAAAGGCAGGAGGCAUGCUACAUAAGGAGAGUUUGGUUCAGAAAGGCGCGGAGAAGCGUGCCGCUGCUGGGAAUGACAAUUACUAA
This is a messenger RNA of Sclerotinia sclerotiorum 1980 UF-70, 915 nucleotides long. RefSeq lists its product as hypothetical. The record is from RefSeq and is a predicted model, not a curated record. Bases 1 to 915 code for a protein of 304 amino acids. NCBI's taxonomy places the organism in Eukaryota, Fungi, Ascomycota, Leotiomycetes, Helotiales, Sclerotiniaceae. The transcript is spliced from 2 exons.